AUGGGAUCAGAGGACGGAAGCGUGUCUUUCAGUGAUGCAGAUUGCUCUGCGGGGUCUGACGCUGAAUCUCCUGUCCCAGUUACGCCAAAGAAGGCGAAGAAGCGACGGCAGGAGGAUGGAGGUUCCGGGAAGAAGCCUUCAAACCCCAAGCGCAGAAUGAAGUUGAGCCCCAAGAAUAAGGUCAAAAAGGCGGACAAGACUAGACCAGGCCGGCAUCAGCAACGAGCAGCUGUUGGUAAGGGAGGCAAAAAGAAAUGCGCGGCAUGCGCCAAGGAUCUCCCGCUCGAGAAUUAUGCCCUCAACCAAACCAAUUGCGUUGAUUGCAAAAAGGUCCUCGACGUUGUCAGCAAGAAGUGUCGUGCUGCUGGCAAAACCCAGUGGCUGAAGAACGUGAAGGCCAAUCCGAAACGGCUCAAGCAGCUCAUUAACAGCUACAAGGCCGCCUUGCUGGAGGCGAAAAAAAACGGGAACAAAAAGUGCAGCUGGAACGUUAUCACGUACAUAGAAAGCAUCAAAGCUACAUCGGCGGUGCAACACAAAGCUCAGGGAAAAAUGAUGUGGGAAGACGAGGCGGUGCAGUGGUGGCAGCGAAUCGAAGGCGGCAGUCUCACAAAGGCUGCCGCGGAGGCAAAGUGGAAGUCCAUGGUCGAGUCCGCCGAGGAGGAUGAGACUGUGACAGACACGCUGGGGCCGGCUAAGGCCCCCUUUCGCAUGCGCAUUCACGUUGCCGACAUGGUGGAUUUCACCAACUCCUACGAACGUGUGCUGAGACCGAUUGUGGAUCUAAGGGAAGUGCAAGCGCAGGGCGCCAGCAAAAAGAAAGGUACGGACCAGGAUGUGAAGAAGAUGGCAAAGAAUGUGUGCAUGGACCAUGAUUUCAUAGCCGGUGGCCGUGGUCUGCAGGACGUUGCCAAGGACCUCGCAGGUGGCUUGGGCAUGGAAGGCGCCUUCGCAGCCCUGGGCAACGUUGAGAACCUUGCGCCCGAGCCGGAGGAGGAUGAUGAUGAUGAGGAAGAUGGGGUGAGCGGGGAUGACCAGGAGCAGGCCGAGAGCGAAUCUGGAGAUGAUGAAGAUGGCAAUGGCAACCCCAAGAAGAAAGCGGGCAAACGUCGCUGGUUUGACCGUGAUCGUGAGGUUAACAAAACAUACAAAGCGGUCAAGAUCACCUAUGACAAGCUUUGGAGCGCGGCCAACUCUGAGAAGGCCAAGAUUGAGACCACAAAGAAGGAAUUGGAGAGCUUGGGGGCGAAGGAGAAGAAGCAGGUUGAGGGUGACCGUGUCAUCAUGGUUUCCAGGGAGACUUGCCUCAAUCUUCUCUUUGGUGCGCCCAACCCUCUCAAGCAGUACAUCGCCAGCUUUGAUGAAUGUUUGGAAUCCACGCGCUCCUCCGUGGAUUCUCGAGCUGCUCUUGGCAGAGCAGCUCCUUCAAGGACAUUCAGGCAGUUGCGGACUUUCAACGAGUGGUUGUCGGAGAUCGAGCAAAUCCUUGAGUGUCAGUCAGUGAAAGAUCUUGAGCAGGCCAAGGUGACCUUAAGCAACCACUUCAAGGGGCCGAUUUCCGAUCUGGUCUCAGCUGCCAAAGGGUCUUUGAAUGACGUCCAGCGGGCACUCAAGGCACUGAAGAAGGCUGCUGAGCAGGCUGCGGCAGCAAAGCCAUCAACAAGCAAGCCUGGGAAGAAGAGGCUUGAGUCGAGAGCACAUGGGCCAGCAGUUUUCCAAGCUGUGGAGGCAAUGAGCAAGGUCCCAGAGAUCAAGGAGGGCGAGGAGUUGCCUGACUUCGACUACCCGGCGCUCAUUCACACGGAGCCUGCGAAGCUGGCCAAGUUCGAAGCUCACCCAGCCGUCAAGACAACGAUCAUGCAAGAGUUUGUUGAAGUCUUUGUUGCGCAGGCUCCUGCACAGAAGGUGGAUCGUGCCCACAAGCGCUAUCCUGCGACCUCCGAUGUGUACCAGAUCUUGAGUGCUAGGAUGGCGUCCCUCCUCCGUCAGGCUGGGCCUUGCGCUUCACCAGAGCUACCGCAAGACCUCAAAGCUUCCCUGGAUUGUCAAGCUGUCGUGGUGCAAAAGAAUGCAAUCAAGUUUGCCACUGAGAAGAACCUGGCAGGCGGGGUGAGGCUGACAAUCUCUGGGUGUCGCGACGUGGUCAUGAUGCGGGCCAUGCAUGCCAAAGAGCUUCUUGGAGCUGCGUCUGCAAAGUCUGCUCGGGAACGAUUCUCGGCCUUGGACAAGGACAAGAUUGAGCAGCUCAGUGCCAAAGGUAUGAUGAUUUACUAUGCGCAAGUCCCGAAGGGUCAAGCUCUUUACGUACCGCCGGGAUGGCUGUUUGGUGAAAGAGCUCUGGGAUCUACGCAUUGGGUUGGAGUCCGGUGCGGAGUUUUUUGCGAAACGCUGUCUGCGAAGAAGGAUUUGGAAUGGCUUCUCCAAGAUUGGUUCCCUGAUGAUGAGAUAGCCAAGCUGAUGUUGGCCACCAUCGGCUCCAAGUUGGCGGGAAAGGUGCAGCAGCCAUCGCAGGCUGUGCAAGAUCAGCUCAAGCAUGCAGAGGAGCAAAAGCAACGUGAGAAGCAAGAGCAACAGAAGCGUGAGCAAGAGGAGCAGGAAGAAACAAGGCGCCAGAUGGCUGAGCAGAAGCAGAAGGAGGAAGAGCGCAAGCGUCAGCUAGAGGAGCAGNNAGAGAAGGAGCAGAAACAAAAGGAGGAGCAAAUGCGUGAGCGACAGGAGCAGGAAAAGGCAAGGCAGGCGGAGGAGCAGAAGCAGAAGGAAGCAGAGCAGAAUCGUGUCCGUCUACAGCAGGAGGAGCAGCAGAAACUUUUGCAGAAGCAGGAGCAGCAAAAGCGUGAGCAGGAGGAGCAAGAAAAUGCCAGACGCCAGGCGGAGAAGCAGAAGCAGAAGGAGGAGCAGGAAAGGCGUCAGCAAGAGGAGCAUCAAAAAGCAAAGGAGCAGAAGCAGAAAGAGGAGCAGCAAAGGCGCCAGCAAGAGGAGCAGGAAGCAGCAAGGCGCCAAGCGGAGGAACAAAAGCAGAAGGAAGAGGAGCAGAAGAUCCGGCAACAACAGGAGGAGAAGCAACGGGCGUUGCGACAGGCAGAGGAGCAGAAACAGAAGCAGGAGCAGCUGCAGCAGGAGCAGACGCGUAAGCGAGAGGAGCAGGAAAGAGCAAGGCGCCAGGCGGCGGCGGAGGAGGAGCGCCGGCAGAAGGAAGCAGCAGCAAAGCGUGAGGAGGAAGCGCAGAGGAAACGUUUGCAGAAUCAGCCUGAGACAGCUGCAAAAAGGGCGAGGCACCCGAAGCCAGAGGAGUGA
Molecule: messenger RNA, 3294 nt
Organism: Symbiodinium pilosum
Lineage: Eukaryota; Dinophyceae; Suessiales; Symbiodiniaceae
Source: the annotation of a GenBank genome assembly